AUGGGAUUUGGCAAAUCAUAUGGCCAUAAUACAGUUUGUCCAAUUGGCCUUGGAACUCAGACCUCUACACUUAAGGGACAAACUGUCACGCCGAAAUCUAGCCCCGUGAACAAAGGACGAAAGUUCAUCACUUUUGAAGAGAAAGGGACACUUCCGGUUGGAGAACAGCAAGAACAAGACCAUGGGAGCAACUCUAUACAAUCUGGAACUAUAGUGGACCAAGGUCAAGGGACCAGCAGCGGUUUAACUCAAGGAAGCGUGGUUGAAUCUGAAGAAGAGGUUCCUUUAGCAUUAUUGGUUGAUAUCAAAGGAAAAGGAAAAAUGGUUGAGUCUGUGGCGUCGGCUAAGAUGAAGCGAAAGGGAGGUGGGGAGAUGUAG
This is a messenger RNA of Puccinia graminis f. sp. tritici CRL 75-36-700-3, 378 nucleotides long. RefSeq lists its product as uncharacterized. Lineage: Eukaryota; Fungi; Basidiomycota; Pucciniomycetes; Pucciniales; Pucciniaceae. Bases 1 to 378 code for a protein of 125 amino acids. The transcript is spliced from 3 exons. The record is from RefSeq and is a predicted model, not a curated record.